AUGUCGUCUCGACUUCGGCGCAUCCUCUCUUUGGUUCUUCUCUCUAUUGGUCUUUCUUUCGCUGCUCCGGCUUCUCUUGAAACUGCUCAAGUCCAACACGCUCUUGUCCAUACCAAACCUGGUGAAGGGGCUAUCAGGCAUACAGAUUUUACACAUGAAAUACGCCAAGUAACUCGCAAUGCUGCAGUCACGACAUUAUAUAAUCCCUUUGAGGCAACCAUCCCCACCACCAAAGCGCAGGCAGGCAAAGGACAUCACUUGGCACCCGUAUCUCAAGUUUUUCGAGUUAUGACUGUGAAGGGACCCAAGGCAACGUCUCCUCCUGUGGCUCCACCGCCUCAACCAACGACGACCUCGCAAGCGAAUCAACCAGCGACCACCCAAGUGGACCAACAAACGACCACUCAAGAGGGCCAACAAACGACCGCAACGGAAGCUCCUUCAGAACCCACAAUUCCAAGUGGCGGUCUUGUCGUGCUCUCUUCGUCUGAUGAUGUGCCCGCUGAAACUGAAACUCCAAUCUCUGAGCCGUCAGCCACCCCGACUCCCAAAAAGCCUGCGUCUCAUCCAUUGGAGAAGGUCGCCGUUUUAGGGGGCGCUCUUGGAGGCAUCGCUCUCAUUGCUUUGUUAACCUUCAUUAUCAUGCAUCCCUGUGUCAGCAGGCUUUGGCGUCGCGAGCAACCUCCUAAGCGGCCCAAGAAAGUUCGAACGCCUUCCUGGAUGCGUGUUCUUCCCGUCUCCCCUGUUCUACCUGAAGCGGACGAGAAGGGCUUAUCUGGCCACUCAGCUGAUCUCUGGGGUAUGCCAAGGACACUAGACACCUCACCUGCCUCUCCGGAUUCCAAAUACUCUUCGUCUUCGUCUCGGCGCUCAUCCUCUCGCUCGUGUUAUGAUGUCCCCGUCUUGACAUCUGGAGCUCCUUACAACUCUGUCCCAGCUCCAGCGGCUCCAAAUUUGGCGCAAUACAAGGCUGCUCUUGCGGCUUAUAACAAGGCACCACCUGGCGCCCCUCCUCGUCCAAAACGCCCCCCUACUGAGGACGGCCCUGGCGCUCUCUCUGAUGCGAUGAUUCUCGCGUGUGCUAAUCAACCAUCCGCCAAGCCGACAGACCGUAUGCCACCAGUAAAUACCAGUCCUUUACUGUCCCCCAAGGAGUUCUUCACGAUGCCCACAUCCCCCUCUGAACAAGACGCCCCCGCCCUACUGGUUUCUUCCCCGAGUCACGACCACACGCGGGCUCACAGCGCUCCUCAAAAGUUAGUCGUCAGAAACGCCAGUGUUAACGACCGUAUUCUUCACGACGACAGUGUGCCCUUGGGUAUCGGGAGGAAGAUGUUGGAACACCGCAGAAGCAGGUCUGCGUCAGGUUGGGCGUACCCAAAGCGUCCCCAAGGACCCCCUCGGCAUUUAAGAAAGCCUAAAGAACCGCAUUACUCUGCGCAAUUCGAGAAUGUUUCCGGUGGUCCUUGA
Laccaria bicolor S238N-H82 is the source of this 1470-nucleotide messenger RNA. RefSeq lists its product as uncharacterized. The transcript has a single exon. NCBI's taxonomy places the organism in Eukaryota, Fungi, Basidiomycota, Agaricomycetes, Agaricales, Hydnangiaceae. Bases 1 to 1470 code for a protein of 489 amino acids. The record is from RefSeq and is a predicted model, not a curated record.